Molecule: messenger RNA, 993 nt
Organism: Nilaparvata lugens (brown planthopper)
Lineage: Eukaryota; Metazoa; Arthropoda; Insecta; Hemiptera; Delphacidae
Exons: 2
Coding region: 1-747 (248 amino acids)
Source: RefSeq, a predicted model, not a curated record
AUGGACUCAUCAUCAUCUACGCGUCAGGACUACAUUCUUCCAGAUACACCUCCUCAACAAAGCACUUUCUUCCCAUCUUACUGGGCAGCGCAAGCUGCACAGAAGAAGAAGCUUCCAUCUGCCAAUAGCAGUGCUGCUCCCGCUGCAUCCGACUCCGAGGACUCACCGCUGAAGAGACGUGGGGUCUUUGUGGAGAGAGGGAUGAGCAGUGAGGAAUUCAUUGUACCGGACACACCACCAUCUCAUCUGGGGUGGGCACCAAGGCGUGUACCACUCACGACGAUUUCCAACAAGCAACAGGGGAAGAAAAAGCUGUACUUUCUGGAGGAGGAUGAGGAGGAAACCAACUUUGUACCCUCAAAGAAACGUAUGUCUGAGAACACCUCCAUGGCUCCGCUACUAGAGGAGGCAGCCGCGCGGGAUGAUGAUGAUGAUGAUGAGGACUUCAUCGCACUCAUCAAUAAGCCAUCACCAAAACCGUGGAUGCCUCUCCGCGAGCUGGCGGAGGAUGUUCCACAUACUAUCAUCUCCAUGCGAGAGGAAACAAACCAUCAUGGCAGACGAAUUAUUUUGAAAAUUAAUAUCGCUUCUACAAAGAAAAUCUCUGAGGUAUACCUGCCUCAGAGAUUUUCUUCCAUAAUUUCGCCUUGUAAAGUUGUUAAAUUUAAUUCUAAGUGUAAAAAUUUAGGAAUAGUAGUGAAGCAUAUAACCGCUACAUGGAGUGACAUUAAGAUUGUUAAAAUGUAACAAUCUUAUUCUCAUAGCAUGUAGCGGUUAUAUGCUUCACAAGUAGUAUAUAAUGUAAAUAUUGUAGUGUUUGAUAAUAAAUUGUAAUAUUGUUUUUAUAAAAAAAAUUGUUCUUAAUUCUCACCUGUUUGUUGUGUCAAAGAAGAAGAAGAUGUAGAAUAGUACACUGUUCACACAAGAAUAGAUCCUCUUGUAACUGAACACUCAAUGAAUGUAGAAUAGUAAUGCUCUUGUACAGUCAAUGAG